Molecule: messenger RNA, 765 nt
Organism: Debaryomyces fabryi
Lineage: Eukaryota; Fungi; Ascomycota; Pichiomycetes; Serinales; Debaryomycetaceae
Gene: SMM1
Product: Smm1p
Exons: 1
Coding region: 1-765 (254 amino acids)
Biological process (GO): tRNA dihydrouridine synthesis
Cellular component (GO): cytoplasm
Molecular function (GO): tRNA dihydrouridine synthase activity
Source: RefSeq, a predicted model, not a curated record
AUGGGGGCAGCGUUGUUAUCUACCCCAGAUUUGCUUGUGCUGAUUUUGGAAAAUUUGGUGAACCAAGUGGGAAAAGUGUAUAAUAUUCCGAUUAGUGCUAAAAUUAGACUUCUUGAUGAUGCAGAUGCGGUGCCUUCAUUGGCACUUAUUGAUAGAUUGUGCAAAACAGGAAUCUCAAACUUAACGUUGCACUGCCGUACCCCCAGAAUGAGAAAUAGAGACGCACCCAUAAGAGACUUUUUACCGGCCAUCAUAGAAACUGUUCACUCCAAUAAUGUAAGCUUUAUAAUUAAUGGAUCUAUACGUAAUCGUCGGGAAUUUAGCAUAUUGCAACAGAAGUACGGUAAUAAAGUAGGGGGCAUGAUUGCAGAAAGCGCAGAAUCUAAUCCAACUGUUUUUGCAGCAACCCCUUUGCCUUGGAAUCAAGUCGUACCUGAAUUUAUCAAAAUCGCACAAGAAAUGGAUAAUUAUCCGGGGAAUACAAAAUAUAUAAUGCUCAACCAGGUUCCUGGUAAAUCCAAGUUCUAUCAGAAGUUCUGUCAGGCCAAAACACACAAAGAAUUAUUUGAAAUUGCCGAAACAAUAGGUGAAGAGGGAAAUAAGAUUAUGAUGAAAUAUAUGCAAAAAGAUGUAUUGAUAAACCCUUCAGAUUUCGAGAGUUACCGAUAUGAAAUACAAAACAAACGCAAGUUAGAACAUGAGAAUAAGAUUAAUGAUAACGAAAAAAUUGAUAAGAAACAGAAAACAGUAGCUGUCACUGUAUAA